Molecule: messenger RNA, 3306 nt
Organism: Pyricularia grisea
Lineage: Eukaryota; Fungi; Ascomycota; Sordariomycetes; Magnaporthales; Pyriculariaceae
Exons: 2
Coding region: 1-3306 (1101 amino acids)
Biological process (GO): mismatch repair
Cellular component (GO): MutLalpha complex
Molecular function (GO): ATP hydrolysis activity; mismatched DNA binding; ATP-dependent DNA damage sensor activity
Source: RefSeq, a predicted model, not a curated record
AUGGCCGACGUAGCCACAAUCAAAGCCAUUGAGGCGGGUGUUGUUCAUCAAAUCCAGUCGGGGCAGGUCAUCGUUGACCUCUGCUCAGUAGCCAAAGAAUUGGUAGAAAACAGUCUAGACGCCGGUGCUACUGCCAUCGAUGUCCGGUUCAAGAACCAAGGCCUGGACUCAAUCGAGGUCCAGGAUAAUGGCUGUGGAAUAGCACCACAAAACUAUGCAGGUGUGGCCUUGAAGCACUACACAUCCAAACUGUCGUCCUUUGCAGACCUCGAUACGCUGCACACCUUUGGAUUCAGGGGUGAAGCGCUGUCGUCGCUAUGUGCACUCUCACACUUCACCGUGACGACAUGUCUGCAAUCAGACGUCCCCAGGGGGACGAAACUCGAGUUCGAAGUCUCUGGCAAACUCAAGAGCACGAGCUUGGUAGCGGCCCAGAAGGGAACCGUGGUCACCGUUGAGACCCUCUUCCAUAACCUCCCGGUCCGCCGCCGUGAGCUGGAGCGCAACAUCAAGCGGGAAUGGGGUAAAGUCAUCAAUUUACUCAACCAAUACGCCUGUAUCCAAACCGGCAUCAAAUUCACCGUAUCACAACAGCCGACCAAAGGCAAGCGUACAGUUCUAUUUUCAACCAAGGGCAACAAGUCCACCCGUGAAAACAUUGUCAAUGUUUUUGGCGCAAAAACGCUCUCUGCCCUUAUCACACUGGACCUGGAACUAGAACUUGAGCCGACGACGAGUAAAGUAACCGCUGCUGCGACGGGAAGCACCCGACAACAAGGCGAGGCGACUACUGUAUUCGUACGAGGUCAUGUCUCACGACCAGCCCGUGGCGAGGGGCGACAGACUCCAGACCGGCAAAUGUUCUACGUGAACGGUCGUCCAUGUAUUCUCCCGCAGUUUGCCAAGGUCUUCAAUGAAGUUUACAAGACGUAUAAUUCAACUCAAUCGCCAUUUAUAUUCGCCGAUAUUCAACUCGAUACCCAUCUCUACGACGUCAAUGUCAGUCCUGAUAAGAGGAGUAUACUGCUACACGAUCAAGGCCGCAUGCUGGACAACAUGAGGGAGGCUCUUAUUGAGCUUUUUGAGAAGCAGGAAAUCACUAUUCCUGUCUCUCAGCUGACAGCACAGAAGCUCACGACCCCUUUCAAGAUGCCAACAGUUGUAGGGCGAACUAAGAGCACGCCUACCUCUGGAAAGCAACACAAAGACGUGCAGGAAGUUGAUGACGAUGAUGAUGAAGACGAUGGAAUGGCAGACACACCUGUUCGAGCAAAUUCAAGCCACAACUCGGGAUCCGUCAUUUCGAACAAGUCCUCGGCCGGGAUGGCCACAGGCGGCCCUGAAUUGAUCAGCACUUGGGCUCAACGUAAGUCUGAUGCACGUGCCGAGCCGCGUCUAGCUGCGGCUCCUCAAAAAACAAAAGAAAGCGUUCCAGACGGGGUGGCUACAUUCCUGUCGAAUCUAAGAGGCGACUAUACCUACAACGAAGAGCCGACGCCUUCAGAACCUGAAAUGCAAGAGAGAAACAAUGAUGGGCAGGAGGAUGAGGAAGCCGGACCACAAACACCCAACGCAGAUCAAUCUUGCGAGAAUGACGCUCAAGAACUUAUCGAAGAGUCACCAGUUCCAGCAAUCGCACCACCAAGAAGCCAGGGAAUCAAAGCUGGCCAAACGCCUUCGGCAUCCUCAGCAUUCAAGAGGCCAUCCGCUGAGGUUGCCACAAUAACAAUUGGCGAUCAAACCGUCACCAGCGUUAUCGGGGGGUCGCACAAAAGGCAGCGCACCAGUCAAACUCAACAAAGUAGUCAGACUAGCAGACCUAGGUCCAACAUUGGGAAAGGUAAAGCUCCUUUACCGUCAUUUAACGGACGUCUGACGCAGAUGUUUGCUGCCGCUUCGGCAAGAAGGUUAGAUCCUGAUCCCGGCAGUUUACUGGUGGAGGAAGCUUCCCCAGGGGAUGACGAGGAGAUAGACGACGAUUAUGCCAUGUAUGAGGCCCCAUCAGACCACAGCCAGAUUGACGAAGAGGAAUCAGAUGAAGAUGGUCGGGAACGCAGUCUCGUUGAGAGUCCACGGGCCGAAGAGCACCAAAUAUCUGAAAGAGACUCACCUCCUCCACUUGCCGAAGGGGAGGAGGAAGAAGUUCCGAAUUCUGAACCGAAUGACGAAGCCCCUGAUAGCCCAGGGAUGUUUGUCGAUUCGGCUGACGACGAUGGCGAUUACGUAGAAGAAGAUGAAAAGAAGAGACGGGAAGAAGAGAAAGUGCAGAAGCUAAUUAGUGAGGCGGAGAAGACAAGCAAUGAGCCAAGCAAGGAGAUGGAGAAGCGAUCACAAGUGUUUUUGAAAGGAAAAGCCAGGCGCAAGGACUCUACCAUGACGCUAGUGCAGACUUUGAGGCUACCUGAUCAGUCUGUCCAUCGACAAGCGAAUGCGUGGCGAGCGUCACUGGAGAAAAUGGCAAAAUCACACGACAGAAAUGGCGGUGACAAUGCUGAGCACCCUGCAUUGAGAGCGAAUGCUGACGGUGUGGACGCUGAUACCGAAAAUGCCGAGGAGAAGCUGUCUCUCACAAUUACCAAGUCGGACUUUGCGGAAAUGAAGAUAAUUGGGCAGUUCAAUCUCGGCUUCAUCAUAGCUGUCCGCGAGGCUUCCACCAAAGUUGCCAGUGAUGUCGUGCUCAGUGGUCGGGCCGGAGGCGGUUUGGCAGAUGACGAACUCUUCAUCAUUGAUCAACACGCCUCGGACGAAAAGUAUAAUUUUGAGCGCCUCCAAGCUAGCACGGUUGUUGAAUCCCAACGGCUUGUUCGCCCCAAACCCCUGGAGCUGACGGCACUCGAGGAGGAGAUCAUCAUUGAGAACCAGAAAGCGUUGGAGACAAAUGGUUUCAUCGUCGAGGUGGACGAAUCGGGAGAGUCACCCGUCGGGUCACGAUGUCGGCUGCUCAGCCUGCCCCUGAGCCGUGAGACAACUUUCUCGCUGGCUGAUCUCGAGGAGCUAGUCAGCCUACUGGCCGACAACCCCACGACGACCGCGACGACCGUGCCCAGGCCGUCACGGGUCCGCAAGAUGUUUGCGAUGCGCGCAUGCCGCAGCAGCGUCAUGGUCGGACGGGCUUUGUCUCUUCCCCAGAUGGAAAAGGUAGUUCGGCACAUGGGGGGCAUGGAGAAGCCGUGGAACUGUCCUCAUGGGAGGCCUACAAUGAGACACCUGUGUGGCCUCGGUACCACUUGGGAUGGUAGGCUUUGGAAGGAAGGCGAUGGAUUCGACGACGACGUAAAUGAUGUCGACUUUUCUGCUUAUACAUAG